Molecule: messenger RNA, 1093 nt
Organism: Gongylonema pulchrum
Lineage: Eukaryota; Metazoa; Nematoda; Chromadorea; Rhabditida; Gongylonematidae
Source: the annotation of a GenBank genome assembly
UUACGUCCUUGUUUUUGUAUUUUUUUACUCAAAAGUCAGGGGGAUAUUACUUUAGGUAAUAGCAGGAAAUACUGAUACACAGUCGGCAGUACUUCGAGCACUGGAUGGUGGAAUUGUAGCACGUAAUAUUCGUGUCAUUCCCGUUUCGGAGUUAACGAGAACUGUCUGCAUGCGCGUCGAACUUUACGGAUGUUCGUAUAAAGAUCAGCUUGUUUCCUAUGCAAUACCGCAAGGAGACUCGUUGGACGGCCUUGAUCUUCAAGACAGCUCAUACGACGGAUAUUUCAAUUCAUCUCGGUAUUUGGUAAAUGGCCUUGGCAAACUGUAUGACGGUGUAACCGGUGAAGAUAAUUUCGAAAAGCAUCCGGAGCAGUGGAUAGGCUGGAGAAGCGAACGGCAUGGGACAACAAUUACAGUCGAAAUGCUGUUCGCCAAAAAGAAAGUGAUCAACGCUAUUUCAUUUCAUGUAUCAAAUUCUUUGAAAAGUGGCGCUCAGGUAUUUGAAGAAGCACAUGUGUCGUUCUCUUCACAAGGUGGCGGGUCUUAUUCACCUCGAACGCUGCAUUUCAAUUAUAUUCCGGACCGAAAUUUUCAGACAGCCAGAUGGGUGCGAAUUCCAGUGCCAAGCCGAGUUGCCAAAGAAAUACGGGUUGAACUGAAUUUGCCUACUGACGCUGACUGGCUGCUUCUCAGUGAGAUUAAAUUUGAAUUUGCAAACGAACCUCUUGGUCCGGAAGACAGCGAUGAGGAAGAGCUAGAUUUCAGCCACAUUCAAAACGGCGACACUCUAACGUAUUUCGCUAUCAACGAUACAUCCGAAGAUGGCAUUCGCUGGAUCUCCAUUGCUGUGGUUGGAUCAUUAAUUAUUUUGUUUGGUGCACUAAUGCUUCUGCUCCUACUGUUGUGGGUAUACCGACGAACUUUUUCACGAAAAACGCGUUUCAUUAUGAUGAAGAAAAAGCCAAAGGAGGUACAACUAAGCGUCGAAGGGCCCACCAUCAAGGCUUGUUCUUUUAUUCGAUGCAUUCCUGGAAAGCCAAAACGUAUUAUGACGACAUCAUGUGUAUUUGCAUGCACUCGUAAAUUCAUAUGA